AUGCAUGGACUUCUUGUUGUCCCAACUGGCAGCAGAGUUAUUGCAGGUGAACGACAGAGGCUAAAAGCAGAUUAUAUACGGGCUCUCCUUGAUGAAUACUCAAGUCUCGUCAAGCAUGCUUCGCAGGCUGCAGACACAGUCAGCACUGGCUCUACUGGCUCUAUCAUCAAGGCCUCCACAGGACCAUCUACGAGAAAGCGAUUCUCGCAAGAAACCGCGGGUGGAACGGUCAUUAACGGAGCGCAAAUCAGAAACUCCAUUACAUGGGGUAUGGCUCCAUCAGUAAUGAGAGAAAUACAGGACAUGUCUCAGCAAAAAUGGGUGAUUGAAACUGAGCCCUCACGUGGUUCUGUCAAAUGCAUUCACCUCGAUAGCGCAGAUACACAACAUCACAUCCCCGUCAGUGUUGAGGAUCUGUCAGACAGGUUCACCAGGGCCAUGGGAGUCUCCAAGCCAAUUCCACCAGAUGUCUCAAAUGGACACGGCACCAUGUUCAAGAAAUCACGCCCUCUCUGUCGAGAGAUGCUGAUCAAGAUCACCUUCCAUUGCCUUCCAAGCGGCGAUAUGGAUCUCAAAACCUUGGGCUGUUAUAUGGGUGCACCGAGUGGCUGCCAAGUCAUUGAUCCGAAGAAUUUUAAGCCCUUUCAUGAGUACUGUGAGGGUAUUCUAGAGCACGAUGAUUUGAAGGACUUGAUGAGCGAUGAAUAUCUGCGGGUAACAAGUUGA
Messenger RNA from Laetiporus sulphureus 93-53, 726 nucleotides. RefSeq lists its product as uncharacterized. The transcript has 6 exons. NCBI's taxonomy places the organism in Eukaryota, Fungi, Basidiomycota, Agaricomycetes, Polyporales, Laetiporaceae. The coding region runs from base 1 to 726 and encodes 241 amino acids. The record is from RefSeq and is a predicted model, not a curated record.